Molecule: messenger RNA, 2532 nt
Organism: Anopheles bellator
Lineage: Eukaryota; Metazoa; Arthropoda; Insecta; Diptera; Culicidae
Exons: 4
Coding region: 1-2532 (843 amino acids)
Source: RefSeq, a predicted model, not a curated record
AUGGAAUUUCUAACGCGGAACACGAUCGAGCUGGUGCUGCGACAUGAAGAUGAGAUCUGUUGCACUGGAACGCUGAGUCUGUGGAACUACGAAGUGGGUCACUUCCACCCCACUACUACUACUGACGGUGGCCGCGCUGUGCAGCUAGAAUUCGACCUUGUUGAUCCGCAAACACGGUGUCCCGUCGGAGUUGGGAGCGUGUUGUUACAAUUCUCCGUCGAUGAGCCCACCGUUGACCAGACGAGCAUCAUGUACGUCAUCAAUGAUCCAGUGGACCAAGGCAAGUCGGACCGGACGAAACGGAGCAGUGCAGUAGCGGAGGGAUUGUUAUGUGAGACCUGUAACGGGUUGCGAUCCACGGAGGAACUCGAUCUCCAGUACGAGCUAAUCGAUGGGAUUCUGCACAGCAAAGCGAUGGGAAGCACCGAGCAAGAGAUUCGUCGGAUCAAGGCGAAGGUUCGAGGGCUCGUUAUGGACGAAUCGAUCGGACCUAGGGACACCUUCACGCCCGAGAGUACAAUGAUCGGUUUCGUUUCCAGCUACUGCGAUCGUUGUAAUGCGUGCCUGAACUGGCUACCGGACUUCUGCCGCUGCCCGAAGUGUGGCCACAAAAAGUCUCAAGCCGCUGAAGGAGGUCACCACGUGCACCCAAGUAAAUACUGGGCGACGGCAGCGGCGGCGGCAAUGUCAUCAGCGGAGAGAAGUACAACGACCUCCGCCGCCUCCGUCACGGUGGUUGCGUCCUCGCAGUCCUGUCCCAUCUGUCACCUUCGCCAAGGACGGUGUGUGGAUUGUUCGAACGAAAUCGAACAGCGCCAACAACAGGGUGCUUCUUCCGAGUCGGAGCUUCUGGAGCAACAGCGCUCAGUGGCGCGUCCUGUCACAAGACGCCCCCGGCUGAAGGACCGUCAGCGAACUAGGACCGGUAAGCGGCAGUCGGUGGAAGUGCGCGAACCAACUGUCCAGCGCGAGCGUUUAGCACGGCUGCGUAAAGCGUAUGCGGGCGAAUCGCCUCUCAGCCAUCGCCGCAAUCCAUCGGACGUGGAAAAAGCUCAUCCACUGACCGCCGGUCAGAUUCGCAAGCAUCACAGCACGUUCCUGCGUAAGGUUGCGGAACAGAACCGGAGUCGCUAUUCGUACCGGUUUGGCAAGAGACCACCAGGGAUCGUGGCCGGUCACAAGGCCUGCAUGAAACAGGAGGUACGCGUUCCACCGUACAUGGGCUGGCGGUGGAAUAUCGCUACCCUGGGCAUCGGAAAGCACCGGCCCGGAUGGCGUCCCGGUGCCGUCCGUAAGCCAAUCCUGAUGCUUAUGCAACACUUUCUCAAGUGCUUCCCGAUGGACAUCGUGCCUGUUUCGACGAAAACGGAAUGUCCUGUUCACGGCACCGGCCGGGCGACAACGGCCGAUGGGAGUCAAGGCCACCAGAAGCCGACGCUGCAGGUGAUCAAAAAGCACGGCGAAUACUGCAUCACGAUGAACCCUCUGCGAGACUCGGAAGCACUGCAAACGGCCAGCGAACCUCAGCUGCCGUGUAAGCCGAUCACUUUUAAACUAUCCAAAGAUCCUCGUCUGACCAAAUUGUACAAGCUGCGCCAUGCGCUGAAGCAGAAGUCGCUGACACUCUGCGGAUGCAAGCAGCUGGAAAAGUGUAACCACCGCACGGAGCGCGAAAAGAAGCUGCUGGGCGAUGAGAUACGCCUCGCGGCGAAAGAGCUGGGACUGUCCGCGGACACUACCGUCGCUGACUUGCCGAGUGAGAGUGAAAGCGAGGUUGACUUUGAUUUCACUCCCCCGGCUGCCAUCAUUCGGGUUGACGUCACCAAACCCGACGUGGUGCUGACGGGGACCCAGUACAGCCAAGGGGACUACGAAAUAACCGAGCCACGAGAGGUGCCACGUGAAACAAAAACUAAGGUUAGGAGCACUCCUGCAAGCUGCCUUCCGAAACCAAUCGCCGGUGCAGAUCAUCCUGGUGGAUCAAAGACCAUAGCGGGAACGAAGAUCAACAAACCAGCGAAGGCUGCGGAAGGCUCUUCUAAGACCGGUAUCGGGCCAGGCAAACCAACGAAGGCUGGGGAAGCCUCGCGUAAGCCUGCUACCCAAUCCGGAGCCGAUCCGAAGGCGAACACACCGAAUCGGAAGAGUGUCCUCUUUACGGGCACUGCCCAAAAGUUCCUGUUUCGUUUUGAUCCACUUCCUUCCGGUGGUCCCACCGCCGAUUACGCUAUUUUGCUUGGGGAGCGUGGGUCGCUCCAUCGUCGCCGGCAUGGACACGGGACGGGUGCCGUUGCCGUGGGAGAAGGUACGAGCGGCAGCCCCGAUCAGGGCACUGCCGACGGUAAGCGCUCCGGCGAUCGCCACAGCACCAAGGUUGAUGUUCAGCAGCGGUGGCCCCUGGCGAGUAGAGUUCCGCUCAGAAGAUCUUUCUUAUCGAAGAACCCGAAGAUCCCGAGCCCGCCACGCUGCCUCUGUCAGCCCGUAGCCCUCUGCUACCCGGCAGAUUGCUUCUGCUCGUUCUGCUUACCUUGA